This is a messenger RNA of Aspergillus ibericus CBS 121593, 1107 nucleotides long. RefSeq names its product FAD-dependent oxidoreductase. Lineage: Eukaryota; Fungi; Ascomycota; Eurotiomycetes; Eurotiales; Aspergillaceae. Gene Ontology annotation, molecular function: FAD binding; D-amino-acid oxidase activity. The transcript has 3 exons. The record is from RefSeq and is a predicted model, not a curated record. The coding region runs from base 1 to 1107 and encodes 368 amino acids.
AUGGACAAACGCCAUGUUGUUGUAAUUGGUGCCGGUGUCAUAGGACUUAGCUGCGCUGUCCAACUGGCCCGUCAAGGCUAUCAAGUCACCGUGGUCGCACGAGAGAUCCCCGGCGAUUACGACAUCGACUACGCAUCACCAUGGGCGGGAUCUCACUUCCGGCCCGUCCCAGCGACCAAACCAGAGGAUCGUUUCGAACAAGAACUGAUGCGAGAAACCUACCGAGAAAUGGAGGACUUGGCAGACAGGCACCCCGAGACAGGCAUCCAAUUCAUCCCUGCGAUCGAGUACUUUGAUACUGCCGACCCUGCAUACUGCGAUGAGAAGCUCGUUCAAGAAAACGGAUAUGCCUCUUGGCCAGGUUUCCGGGUACUUCGUUCUUCGGAGCUGCCGGCCCAGUAUGAGUCGAUCAAGCUUGGAGUCACUUAUACGGCAUGGGUAUUGAACUCUCCUGUUUACCUGAAAUGGUUGAAGGACGAGGCUGUGAAAUAUGGUGUCAGCUUUAUACGUGCAAGGCUAUCUGCGAUCGAGGAGGCUGUCUUCAUAUGCAAAGAAAGGUUAUCGGCUAGUGGGACCGACGAGGUCAUUGCGGUCAUCAAUGCCAGCGGUCGGGGCUUUAAUGACCCCAAGUCUUUUCCGUCGCGCGGACAAUUUAUCGCGGUGUCUAACCCGUGUCAGAGAAUGAUCAGUCACCAUUGGGCUGAUGGGUCGACAACUGUCAUUAUUCCCCGUCCUCUUGGGGGAGGAACAAUUAUAGGUGGUACCAAAGAGCCAAACAACUGGUCACAUUCCAUCUCGGAUACGGCGACAGUGUCGAUUCUCUCAAGGGCCUUCACGCUUUGCCCGGAAUUGGUGGGAGACAGUCUUGAUAACGGCUCGAGUUAUGGCCUCGACAUUCGUCAGGUGUAUAUCGCCAGACGUCCUAUGCGGCAGGGUGGGUUGCGGCUAGAACGAGAAGAUCUGGCCUUCCAAGACACCUCAGAAGAUGGCCUGAGAAAUGUGCAAAACUCUAUCCCUGUCAUUCAUUGCUAUGGGGCGGGUCCAAGCGGCUACAAACUUAGUUGGGGGAUUGCAAAACGUGUCGAGCGAUUUGUCUCAGAGAUCUAA